Mastomys coucha (southern multimammate mouse) is the source of this 2689-nucleotide messenger RNA. RefSeq names its product membrane spanning 4-domains A2 (gene Ms4a2). Gene Ontology annotation, biological process: cell surface receptor signaling pathway. The record is from RefSeq and is a predicted model, not a curated record. NCBI's taxonomy places the organism in Eukaryota, Metazoa, Chordata, Mammalia, Rodentia, Muridae. The transcript has 7 exons. Bases 78 to 788 code for a protein of 236 amino acids. Gene Ontology annotation, cellular component: external side of plasma membrane; plasma membrane; Fc-epsilon receptor I complex.
UUAACUGCCCAUCCAGAGCACACCACAUUUCUGUGUAACAGUAUCUUUCAUUCCUGGAUAGCCCACAUAAUGAAAAAAUGGACACAGAAAAUAGGAGCAGAGCAGAUCUUGCUCUCCCAAACCCACAAGAAUCCUCCAGUGCACCUGACAUUGAACUCUUGGAAGCGUCUCCUCCUGCGAAAGCACCCCCACCACCACAAACAUGGCAAACGUUUCUGAAGAAAGAGUUGGAGUUCCUGGGAGUAACACAAAUUCUGGUUGGUUUGAUAUGCCUUUGUUUUGGAUCAAUUGUCUGCUCCGUACUCCACUUUUCAGACUUUGAUGACGAAGUGCUUUUACUAUAUAAAGCAGGCUAUCCAUUCUGGGGUGCAGUGCUGUUUGUUUUGUCUGGAUCUUUGUCAGUUAUGUCCGAAAGGAAAAACACACUGUAUCUGGUGAGAGGCAGCCUGGGAGCAAACAUUGUCAGUAGCAUCGCCGCAGGGAUGGGGAUCGCCAUGCUGAUUCUCAAUCUGAGCAAUAACUCUGCUUACAUGAACCAUUGCAUGGAUGUAACCGAAGACGACGGUUGCUUUGUGGCUUCUUUCACCACAGAGCUGUUGUUGAUGAUGCUGUUUCUCACCAUCCUGGCCUUCUGCAGUGCUGUGCUGCUCAUUAUCUAUAGGAUUGGACAAGAAUUCAAAAGUGAUAAGGUCCCAGAUGAUCGUCUUUAUGAAGAAUUAAAUGUGUAUUCACCAAUUUACAGUGAGUUGGAAGACAAAGGGGAAACAUCUUCUCCAGUUGAUUCAUAAGAAUCAGGGGCCAGAACAACCUGAUUCACAGUAUAAUCUUGAAAGUUAGUCUUUUUACAUUAUGGCAAAAUUUCUGUUCCACAUUCUGUUGGUUUUUCAAUUGGAUUGUUCUGCAGACACCACUGUUUUAGUUAGGCUGCAUCUGGUCUUCUAAAUAUCUCCCUUUUUGUGGAUAUCAUUCACUCUGAUUUUCUUGUUUUGUGUCACAAUCUCACAUACAUCCUUUUUGGAAAGUCAUCAAGGAAUAAAUUGACUUUAUUGUAUGUCUUACUUUCAUGAACGAAAGGAAGAUAAGGAGGAAUUACACUUAGAUAAUAAGGUAAUAUUUGGCUCUUAGUUCACUUUAGAAUUCUCAACAGCUAUAGUUGUUCGUGAUAUAUGUCCAUCAUAUCAAGCCUUCUGUAAAUAUUUUAGCACAGUAUAUACUUUUCUAUAUAGAUAUAUUUUCCACCCUCAAUAGUAGUGGAGUUUUCAGAGACAUAAAGCUUUAUGAAAAGAUGGAUAUCAUCUGUUUCAUGAGUACAUUAACUACCACAGUUAUUGCUCAGUGGUGUUUACCAGUUAGUGAACAGUAGGUUAAAAUUAUUAAAUCAUUCAGUUGAGUUAGAUGGAUAAGUAAAAUAAGGGACACUAUGAGUGUAUAUCCUUUAGUAAGACACAUGUGAAGAAUGAAGAAUAAACGGAUGAAGGCCUGAGCUGGAAGGUAGUAGAUGAGAAUGACAAGAAAUGAUCGUGUAUAACACAUAUAGGUAAAUUCUACCAAAAAUUGGUAGAGAUUGCCAUUUAUGCCUAGAAUCUCAGCACAAGACCAGCUUCUGUUACAUAGUGAGUUAGAAGCCAGUCUGUGCUACAUGAGAUCCUACAUCAAAAGACCAAAGAAGAAAUUGGUUCAAGCUGUUAACACCCUAAAUGUUAGUUAAACAAACAGCAGUUAUAUAUAUUGAGUGCUUGAGUCUUUAAUAAAACUAAAUGAAUAACAUUUUGCGGGAGGGAAGUGGUAAUGAAGUCUGAAUGGUGGAAGAGUAGUAGAGACAGGUUAAAACUCAGUUUUAGACUUUUGUUCUGAAAUGGGUAUACUAGAGUGAUCAUCAUUAAAUGAAGAGGGUUAAGACACCAGGAGAAUUCUUUUGAGAUAGAAUUAAGGCAGUCAAACUCCACAUGCCCAUGCUUAGAAGAGGAAAGUAAAGAUCAAAAGUAGAAAACCUAACAAGUCAGAAAAGCAAAUUACAAAACAUUGGGCGCAGAUGCUUCGAGUCAAGGAAAGUUAAACAAAGAGAAAAUAAUUAACCACCAGAGACUGUACAUGUUGGUAUGGGAAAGAGAAGAGAAAAUAACAAUGCCAAAUGAAUGCUAACUCUGAAGAGGCAUUUCUCAGAGGCAGAGGACCAGAACAUUUGCAAAGGUGACUAGAGAGCAGACCACGAAUAGGAGGUCAUACAGGAAAAACAAACAAACAAAUGAACAAACAAACAAAAACCCCAAACAGCUGAGAAAAUGAUUUUGUUGCUGCUAUUUAUAUUUUUAGAAGAAACAAAAGGAGACAUUGAAAAAUCUGUUUGCUGGGAUCGGUUAGUGUGUUCUCUGUGUGUAUCCAAGGGACAGGUAGCUUUUCUAAAUCUUCAUAUAAGGCUCAUCUCAUUUGCAUCUGUCUCUUCACACAGCCAUAUCCUCGACUCACAGUUACUCUACUACAGUAGUAAACUAUGCUUGUGAUCUCCUUCAGCAAAGUGAUCUUCUUCAGAUGGUGUUUAUACAAUAAAUUAGAAUUAUUUAACUUGAUAUUUGUAUUAGUAAAUGAAUGUGAGGGAAGUCUUGAGGAAGAAAAUCGAUGGUGGAUACGAUCGUAUUUCAUUGUAUAUAUUUGUAAAGUUCUAAGGAAUAAAGAAAACUCAUUUUAAAAA